This is a messenger RNA of Cyprinodon variegatus (sheepshead minnow), 917 nucleotides long. RefSeq lists its product as uncharacterized. NCBI's taxonomy places the organism in Eukaryota, Metazoa, Chordata, Actinopteri, Cyprinodontiformes, Cyprinodontidae. The record is from RefSeq and is a predicted model, not a curated record. The transcript is spliced from 14 exons. The coding region runs from base 62 to 853 and encodes 263 amino acids.
CAAUGUUUCUGCUUUAGGGAUUGGUACCGAUGUGACAGUAGUGCCAUCUGGUGGACAGAUCAUGGUGGACUCACCUGCAGAUUCUCAUCAUCACUCUGCAGGAAGCAUUGACCAAUCAGCAUCACACGGCGCCUCUUUGAGCCCUGGAUCUGAUCAACCAAUGGCCAGGCCUUUCUCAGGUUCCUCCCAUUCUAUAAUUUCCUCAACAUCUUUAUUAGGCAGUGCCAUCGGGGGUCACCAAGAGCAGACAGACAGAACACAAUUUUCUGACCACAAUGGAAAUGGUAGACAAACCAUGCUGACAGACACGAACAGAGCUGUAACAGAAAGAAUGAGUUCCCUCGGCGAUGCUCACACCCAGAACUUGCUAAUGCAAACUGAUCUAACAGGUGGAACAGAGACAGUAACCGCUCUUCAUCUUGACCUCACAAAUUCAGGUCCUGGCCGUGAUAUUACAGAGCUGUCUCCCAUCACUAUGAAUAUAGAGUCUGCAGCGGCCGUCACCAACACGCUGAGCCCAGUUUCAGCUGUUGGCUCUAACACAGAUCCGGUUACUGUAAUGGCAGACUCCACAGGUACAGACACAGUUACAGCACAUCCAUCAGGGACUCCGUUUGACUCCAGACAUCUAGCAGGGACGGAUCAAACACAAAUGGCUGGUUGGGCUUGUCCUCUCCAGGUUCAGUCACUGAACAGUACAACCCAUCUGGUCAGGGUCCUGAAGGUGCUGAAAAUGUGGAACUGGAGGAUACCUGCUGACUUCCACAUCAAGCCCAGCGUGCGGCUAAUUCGUUUUCAAAUUCCGUGUACCGACAAAUCAGCAUGGCCCAGGAAUUCUGAUUCCACCCACUAGCUGUAGACCCCCACCUCCUUCCAAAUGACAACUAUUCCCUUUUGUUGUUUAAAUAUUUAAAAAA